AUGUCCUCUUCCAGAAGCACAAUGUCCGACUCAAUCCGUGAGAUGUAUCUGUUCGGUGUGGUCGAUUAUUGCAUGUUCGGCGGCAUGCUGAUCUUGUCUGCCGCCUGUGGGAUCUAUUUCGGAUUCUUUAAACGCACUACUGCUAGUAAUAGCACCAGCCACCCGGAAGACGAACAGGACCAUCUGCCUGCGGCUGUUGCUUCAACAAAAAAGCCUUCAAAUUCGUUCGGAUCAGCCACGAUCGAUGAGUACCUGCUCGGUUCACGCAGACUGAAAGCAUUUCCGGUGGCGAUGAGUCUGUUGGCGGGAUACAUAUCCGGGGUGACGAUACUGGGAACUCCGGCCGAGAUUUACAACUUUGGCACACAGUAUUGGUUGAUCGUAGUACCGAUCCUGUUGAUGGGAGUCGCUGUGUGCAGUGUGUAUCUACCGGUAUUUUGUUCCUUAAAGCUGAAUUCCUCGUACGAAUAUCUGGAGUUACGAUUCAAUCCGUAUGUCCGAUCGAUGGCUUCAGUUAUGUUUGUAAUUAAUCAGAUGCUGUUUCUACCGAUGGUUAUUUAUGUUCCUGCGCUAGCCUUCAAUCAAGUAACUGGCUUUAAUCUAUACGUCAUUGGAGCAAUCGUUUGUGUCGUCUGCAUAUUCUACACACUUCUGGGUGGUAUCAAGGCGGUCGUGUUCACCGAUGCCUGGCAGGUGGUGGUGAUGUUCGUCUCAGUGGUUGUGGUUGUAAUUAUCGGCACGAUUGCACUUGGUGGUCCAGGCGUUAUCUGGGAUCGGUCCAUAGACGGUGGCCGGAUCGAUUUCUUCAACUUCAACCCCUCCAUGUAUGAACGACAAACCUUCUGGGCAGUUCUUAUUGGUGGCUUCUUCUACUGGACGUCUUACAAUGCAGUUAACCAAACGAUGGUACAACGAUACAUGUCACUACCGAACCUACGGACAGCGAAAAUUUCCAUCUACAUGUUUGUCAUUGGAACGGCCAUCUUCGUGUCGGUUUGCUGCUACACCGGAUUGCUACUGUACGGCAAGUACUUCGACUGUGAUCCAGCCUCGGUGGAGCUGGUAAAUACGAGUGACCAGCUCUUCCCCCACUAUGUGAUGGAGUCGGUCGGACAUCUUCGGGGCAUGCCGGGACUGUUCAUUGCCGGUGUGUUUGGUGCUGCAUUAAGUUCACUGUCAGUUAUUCUCAACACCACCUCCGGAGUACUGCUGGAAGACAUACUGAAAGGAUUGUUCCGGGUUACGCCAAGCUCAUUCGUAGCAAACGUAGUAGUUCGCGGUAGCGUAGUUGUACUGGGCCUUGCCGCUAUGGGAUGUUUGUUUAUCGUCGACAAAUUGGAUGGAAUUCUGAUUGUGUCCGCAACUUUGGCGGCAAUCGGUAACGGUACGACGGGUGGCAUCUUUACCUUGGGAAUGUUGGUCCCAUGGAGCAACACUAAAGGCGCGUUGUUUGGUGGCAUAGCAGGGGCGCUCUUGUCCGGUUGGAUAUCGCUUGGAAGUCAAUUUGCAAGCGCAGCUGGCAGGGUAGUCCCACACAAGCUUCCCGUCUCGGUAGACGGGUGCAUCGCGGAGCUUAUCACCAACACGACGAAUGUGAAUCCAGUCUAUCCCGACGAGAGCGGUGUGUUCCCAUUGUAUCGGUUGUCUUACCACUGGAUCACACCGAUCGGUGUAACAACGGUCGUGAUCGUCGGUACGAUCAUCUCGUUCAUCACAGGACCUCGGGAUCUUCGACAAAUCGAUCCGGAACUCAUCUCACCCGUCAUUCAUCGAUAUUUACCACGGGAAUCGUUCGGCUACUAUGGUACGGCGAACAAAAACCCUCCAUCUUUCAACGCAGAAAUGCAAGCUCAAACGAAUGUACCAGUUGGAAGCAAUAUACCUAACGUGAAAGUGGAUGAAAGAAAAGAACAUACAACAUCAAAGUAA
Anopheles moucheti is the source of this 1929-nucleotide messenger RNA. Its product is annotated as sodium-coupled monocarboxylate transporter 1-like. Lineage: Eukaryota; Metazoa; Arthropoda; Insecta; Diptera; Culicidae. Gene Ontology annotation, cellular component: membrane. Bases 1 to 1929 code for a protein of 642 amino acids. Gene Ontology annotation, biological process: sodium ion transport; transmembrane transport. Gene Ontology annotation, molecular function: symporter activity. The record is from RefSeq and is a predicted model, not a curated record. The transcript is spliced from 6 exons.